Molecule: messenger RNA, 1020 nt
Organism: Suillus plorans
Lineage: Eukaryota; Fungi; Basidiomycota; Agaricomycetes; Boletales; Suillaceae
Exons: 5
Coding region: 1-1020 (339 amino acids)
Source: RefSeq, a predicted model, not a curated record
AUGUCAGCCUCUCCAAUUGAUAUAGCAGCUUUGAUUGGCUUUGGUUGUGAGGCAGUCUUGUAUGGCAGUUACUGCAUUCUUUUCAUCGUUUCGUGGAUCGUCUUGAGUCAAAAACGACCUUCGCCAAACCUUAGUAGCCCUGUUGUUUUUGCCAACUGUUUGCUCUUUUUCUGCUGCACUGCCCAUUUUGCACUCGAAUUCAAUCAUUUUUAUACAACUCUUGAGUCAACAGGAGUCGAUGGGUUUUCCGCGGAGACUCCUGGUCUUAUAGGCGCAGAUUUCCUUAUCUCGUUCACGGAUCUCGUCGGUGACCUAGUUCUCGUCUACCGCUGCUGGAUGCUUUGGGAUAGGAACUACUAUGUAGUCAUACUUCCCCUUCUUACUGCCUUCGGUGGCUUCGCUUGUAUAAUGGAGGUACUCCACCUUGUCAUUACGAUGGACCCCACCUCACCUGCCCCUCCCCCCGCUACGGUGGGGUUGGGGCUCGCAGGAUAUAUCCUACCCCUUGCCACCAAUUUCGUCGUCACCUCUCUCAUAGUCUACCGCAUCUGGACCUCCUCUCGUGUCGUGAAAGAAUCGCCUAUAGUCAUCGGCCAAGGCGCCUCCCAUCGCGCGAUGAUGCUCAUCAUCGAAAGUGGUGCCCUCUAUCUUAUAACACAAUUCGUGUUCGUCGUACUCUUCUCGAUCCAACACCCCUCACAAGGUAUCGUGGCGGUGAUUGCCACCCAAGUAUACGGCAUCGCACCUACCCUCAUUAUUAUUCGGGUUAGCUUAGGAAUUUCAUCAGAGCAUACCACCAAGGCAAUAACGUCCACUCGUAUUGAAUGGAUCGCGCGCCGUGGGGGCGACACAGGCACUUCGGAUACCCAAUUCACUGUUGAACACAGCAUGGUCGAAACCGAUAUGGAUAUUCGGAUGAAAGACUUCGAUCUCACCCGUAUGAAGGGUCACGAGGAGAUUGAGAUUGCAGAGGUCGAUAUGGGACCUGCUAGCCAUUACGAAAGCGCUUCGCCUGUAUAA